Molecule: messenger RNA, 3931 nt
Organism: Orbicella faveolata
Lineage: Eukaryota; Metazoa; Cnidaria; Anthozoa; Scleractinia; Merulinidae
Source: RefSeq, a predicted model, not a curated record
AGAGUUGAAUAUCAGCAAAGGGGUUCACCUCAUAUUCACAUGUUGCUAUGGAUAAAAGAUACACCAAUAUUCGGAAUCGACGAUGAUAAUGAAGUCAUCUCUUUCAUUGAUAGCAUUAUUACCUGCCAAAAACCAAAUGGCAAUUCAAACCUAAUCACCUUAGUAAACAGGCAAAUUCAUCGACAUUCGCAUACGUGUAGGAAAAGAAAGAAGAAUGAAUGUAGAUUCAACUAUCCACAACCUCCUAUGGAAAGAACUACGAUAUUGCAUCCUCUUGAUAACAACAUUGAAACACACUUGCUUAAACAUUAUAAAGAAAUGUGGACACAUAUUAAGAAAGAAUUAAAUGACUUAAAAGAAGGUCAAGGUAUUACUUUUAAUGAGCUUUUGUCUCAUCUAAAUGUAACAGAAGAAGAUUAUCUACUAGCAUUGCGUUCAUCUCUUAAUUCUCCAACUGUAUUCCUAAAGAGGAAGCCAAAUGAGUUAAGAAUUAACAACUACAAUGCACCGUGUCUCAGUGCAUGGAGAGCUAACAUGGACAUACAAUUUAUCCUUGAUGUUUAUGCUUGUGCCGUGUACAUUGUAUCCUAUAUAUCAAAGGCACAGAAAGGUAUGAGUGAAUUACUUCGAAAGGCAUGUGAUGAGGCUAAGAAUGGCAAUGCCAGCAUAAAACAGCAAGUAAGAGAUAUAGGCAAUAAAUUUCUGAACAGUGUAGAAAUAUCAGCCCAAGAAGCAGUUUAUUUAGUGUUUCAAAUUCCAAUGAAAAAAUCAUCACGACAAGUAAUAUUUAUACCUACUGCGCCUCCCGAUGAAAGAGUUGAUCUAUUGAAGUCUAUGAAUGAAAUUGAAAUGAUGGAAGAUGAUUGUGAAGACAUACACACCAGAGGUCUUCUCAAAAGAUAUACUGAAAGGCCUCAUAACCUUACUAAUGUGACUUUGGCAGAUUGGGUAGCAUGGUAUGAUUCAUAUGGAAAACCCCAUAGGAAGAGAACACGAAAAUUGGAUGCUGAUAGUCUACUACAAGAACACUGUAUUGAUGACAAAAAUAGUGAUGAUAACUCUGAGAAUGAUAAUGGAGAAGCUGAUAAAAGCAAGCAACGGUCAAAAGCAAGGAUUAUCAGAAGUGUUUGGUUUAACAGAGAGACUAACCCCGAAAAACAUUACCGUGAAUUAAUAAUGCUUUUUUAUCCAUGGAGAAAUGAAAAGACAGAUCUCAUAGGCAAUUGCUCCACCUUUGAAGAACGCUUCUGCUUUUUAAAAGACGAAAUCUCAAAACAGAUGAACCAGUAUGCAUUUUUCAGUCAACAACUAGAUGAAGUUCUAAAUGAUUUAAAAGACAUAGACGAUAAUUGUUUUGAUACAAUUGCACCAAACACACAGCAUAGAGAACUCCAAGAUCAAACUGAAGGUCUAAAUGACUUGCAUCCUGACUUCAGUGAAACAUAUGAUUUAUCAGAAGACAUUGGCAUUACUCCACAUACAGUUAAUAAUGAUAUCCUUAUACUAAAUGAACUGCCUGAUCAAGAAUACCGACAAAUGGUCCAAAAGUUAAACAAACAGCAGAAAGAGUUCUUUUAUCAUAUUUUGCAUCUCAUUAAAACGUCUGACAAGCCAUUUUACAGCUUUCUAAGUGGAGGAGCUGGCGUUGGUAAAUCGUGGCUCGUUAAAGCAUUAUAUCAAGCAGCUCUAAAAUACUAUAACCAUAACGCAGGAGAAGAUUUCCAUGACAUAAAAGUGUUAUUACUAGCACCAACUGGGAAGGCAAGUUACAACAUAAAAGGAAACACUAUACAUAGUGCUUUGGCGAUACCAGCAAAUCAAUCACUAAAAAAUUACAAGCCCCUCGAUUCUAGUAGACUUAAUACCCUUAGGUGUAAACUCGGAAAACUUAAACUUAUAUUUGUGGAUGAAAUUUCUAUGGUUGGUAAUUGCAUGUUUAAUAUUCAGGUAAACUGCAGAUUAAAAGAUAUAAAAGGCAGUAAAGAUGAUUUUGGAGGAGUUAGUAUCAUUGCAAUAGGUGAUUUAUUUCAGCUAAAGCCAGUAAUGGAUGGUUAUAUUUUUAACAAUUUUGAAGAUUUGCAAUAUGGGAUACUUCUACCAAACUUAUGGAAAGAGCAUUUUAAAAUGUUUGAGCUUCAUGAAAUCAUGAGGCAAAGAGAGAGUAAAAUAUUUGCAGAAAUUUUGAACAGACUUAGAGAAGGAAAUCACACAAACGAUGAUCUCUUAAAAAUAAAAGAUAGACUUAUUACACCAAAUAGCUCAACAUACCCCUCAGACGCACCUCACUUAUUUAUACAGAACAAAAAAGUUAAUGAGUUCAACGACAGAGUUCACCAUGCAUCUUUUAACAAAAAGUUCAAUGUCAAAGCACAGGACAGUGUAGUUGGAGCAAAUUCUUCAGAACUAAGGAGGAAGAUAAUGAACCAAAUACCUAACGAUCCAGCAAAAACUAAACAGCUAAGAUCAAAUCUUAAACUGAGUGAAGGUGAAAGAGUAGAAACAGCCAUAAAUGUACGGACAGAAGAUGGCAUUACAAAUGGUGCAGCUGGAGUGGUUAAAUUCAUUCACCUACAUCAAAUACAAAAACCAACUGGAAUAAUAUGGGUGUUAUUUGACCAUAGUAAUGUAGGGGAAAGAACAAGACGAGAAAAUAGGCAUCUAUAUAUGCAAUCAAUUCAACACACUUGGACUCCAAUAAAGCCCGUCACUGUGCAGUUUGCUGUUGGCAAAACCAAAACUGCUCAGGUUGUUCGAAAGCAAUUUCCUUUACGGCCAGCUGCUGCUAAAACUAUACAUCGAUCUCAAGGGGAUACUGAAACAAGAAUAGUUGUAAAUUUGGAAACAAAAAGGAAAAUACCUCAUGUUCAUUAUGUUGCGUUAAGUCGAGUAACAACUAUUGAAGGAUUGUACAUUACAGACCUUUGUGAGAACAAAAUUCAGGUUCAUUCGGAUGUGAAAACUGAAAUGGCUAGAUUACGAACAAAGGCCUCCCUUAACCUUUGCAUUCCUCGCCUUUAUGAACUUAGUUCAUCUUUUUUCAAGUUGUGUUUUCUAAACGCAAGAUCACUUCAUAAACAUAUUGACGAUUUACGCAACGAACACAAUUUCAACAAUGCCGAGUUAAUUAUGUGCUCAGAGACUAGGUUCAGUCCACUUGAUGAUGAUAACAUGUACAUCAUACAAGGAUAUCAAUUGUUUCGAAAUGAUAACCAGGUUUUUAACACAAGACCCUAUGGUGGUACUGCAAUUUAUAGUCGACACUCUUUUGCAUCUGGCCUCCCUUACAAUUCCAAUACAAAUGGUAUUGAGAUAACAGUUGUAAAAGUAUCUACCCUGCCAAAUGUAACAAUAACAGCAAUUUACCGUUCACCAAAAAUUUCCCUCACACUUUUGUGUAGGUCACUUAUUCAAGUAUUAGACAGCAUUUCUUCCCAAUACAACAUUAUCAUUGGAGAUUUUAAUGUUAACUGGAUGAAUGAAAUUGAAAGAAGACCUCUCUACAACCUUCUUGUAACAGAAAGAAAUUAUAAACAACUGAUUUCACAUUAUACAACUGAUAACAGAACAAUAAUUGACCACAUAUACACAGACUUCCUAUCAGAUUCACAUGCUGAUACCACUUCAGGAACAUUAGAAACAUAUUUCACUGAUCAUAAAGCCAUCUGGCUAGCUUUGCCGUAUAAUAUGUGUUAAUGAAAACAAUUCCUUAAACACACACUAACGAGAGCCAAUUAUCUACUGUAAAAGUAACAAUAUGUUUCCCUUAUAAUUAUUUGGCUACUGUAAAACUUCACCUACAACAAAAACUAAUUUUAAAAAAAUCUUUCAGACAUUGCAUGUUCUAACUUGUUAAUAGUUAUUAGUCCAUGUCUUAUCUCUAAGUGGUGGUAUAAUUAGAUCUCACAUUUUUAUUUAUUGAAACAUUUUUUAA